Molecule: messenger RNA, 3178 nt
Organism: Nymphaea colorata (pocket water lily)
Lineage: Eukaryota; Viridiplantae; Streptophyta; Magnoliopsida; Nymphaeales; Nymphaeaceae
Product: glutamate receptor 2.8-like
Exons: 5
Coding region: 48-2897 (949 amino acids)
Cellular component (GO): plasma membrane
Molecular function (GO): glutamate-gated receptor activity
Source: RefSeq, a predicted model, not a curated record
GUCGCAGCAACUGCGGAAGGAGAAAGCGCCCACCUAAGCACGAGAUCAUGCUCUUGGCGGACCUCCGCCAAAUUCUUCUCCUUCUCUUGCUGCUGCUGUGCCCUCGACGAGGAUGUCCGUUGCAGAACGGCCACCUUCCUUUCUCGACACCCAUGAAGGUGGGAGUGAUCCUCGACUUGGGUACGCUGGAAGGGAAGGUGGUCGACUCCUGUAUACGCAUGGCCGUGGAGGAUUUCUCUUCCAAUCGUAGCCGCAGUCACUCGAAUCAGUUGGUGCUUCACGUGCGCGACUACCAGAGAGGCGAUAUUGUUGAAGCUGCAUCUGCCGCCAUCGACCUUUUGGAGAACAUCGGCGUGCAGGCGAUAAUUGGGCCAGUGUCACCUUCUGAGGUGGAACUCGUGGCAGCUUUGGGAGGCAAAGCCCAUAUCCCCAUUAUUUCCUUCACUGAAAUAAGCCCUUCACCGUCCAUGGCAGAUGCUCCCUACUUCGUUCGAACAGUACAGAGCGAUUUGUACCAAGUUAAGGCCAUUUCAGACAUUGUUAAAGCUUACAACUGGAGGGAGGCCGCGCUCAUCUACGAAGACAGCGAGUUCGGCAACGGAAUGAUACCCUCUUUGACGGAGGCUUUUCUAGAAGCAGACGUCAAGGUGGCCUCUAGAUCUCUUUUUCCUACUGACUGCAAGGACGUGUCCAUAAGGGAAGAGCUCUACAGGCUCAUGACGAUGCAGACUCGGGUUUUCGUUGUGCACAUGGCGCCGCCCCUCGGCACCCGUCUGUUCUCUUCCGCGCUCGAGCUGGGGAUGAUGAGUAAAGGGUAUGCUUGGAUCGUGACAACGGGGAUGGGAAACCUCCUGGAUAUCUUGCAUCCCUCGGAGUUUGAUUCCUUGCAAGGCGUAUUGGGGGUGAAGACUUACAUACCCGAAACGAAGGAGUUGGAAAAUUUCACAGUGAGAUGGAAGAGGAGGUUCCGUGUAGAGUACACCGAGAUUGACAUUCCAAGGGAAAUAAGCGUCUCUGGACUGUGGGCAUACGACACCAUGUGGGCAUUAGCUUCCGCACUAGAGAAAACAGAAAUACCACGGAAUCUCGACUUUCAUCGUUUGGGAAGAUCUUCAAAUGAUUCCACUAAUAUCAUGGAAUUAACAUUGUCACCGACUGGUCCCGAGCUGCUGGAAGAAAUUCUGAAAACCAAAUUCAGGGGUUUGAGUGGUCAGUUUGAGCUCAACGGUGGACAGCGGACGUCUAAUCCAUUCCAGAUAGUGAAUGUGAUUGGUAGAGGGGCAAGAGUGGUGGGAUUUUGGAGCCCAACGAUGAGGAGACUCACACCCAACAAACAGGUUUUGGGUGGGAAUGAUGGAAACUAUUCUAGCCUGUCCAAGAAUCUGAAGAUGGUGGUAUGGCCUGGCGAGACGGCAGAGGUACCAAGAGGUUGGGUUUUGCCCACCAACGGGAAGAAACUGAAGGUUGGUGUUCCAGUAAAGAAACGGUUCAGGGAGUACGUGGAUGUGGAGUCCAAUCUGGAAGACGGCGAGAAGACGGUGAGAGGCUACUGCAUAGACAUAUUCGAAGCAGCUUUGGAGCUCCUACCUUAUGCCUUGCCUUUCGAGUACGUCCCUUUCAAGUCUGCUAAAGCACACGGGGAAAGUUCAGGCAGCUAUAAUGAAUUUCUCCAUUACAUGUCUCUUGGGGAAUUUGACAUAGCUGUGGCGGAUGUAACGAUUCUAGCGGACAGAUCGCAGUACGUGGAUUUCACGUUCCCCUACACGGAGAGUGGGCUGUCUUUGCUUGUGGCUGUGAAGGAUGAGGACAAAUACAGCGCUUUCGUCUUCCUGAAGCCCUUCACCACAGGUCUUUGGCUGACGACUGCAUCUUUCUUUCUGUUGAUUGCAGUGGUGGUCUGGUUGUUGGAGCACAGAAGAAACCCCGAAUUCCGGGGUCAGCCCUCUCAACAUAUUGGCUUGGCCUUUUACUUUGCCUUCUCCACGUUAGUCUUCGCUCAUAGGGAAAGACUGACAAGCAAUCCAGCACGGUUUGUGGUCAUUGUUUGGUCGUUCGUGGUUUUGAUCCUGACUUCGAGUUAUACAGCCAGUUUGUCUUCAAUACUCACGGUUCAGAAGCUUCAACCUACAGUCGGGGACAUCCAAACACUCAUCAGAAAUGGAGAAUACGUCGGCUAUCAGAAGGGAUCCUUUGUGCUGGGCAUAUUGAAGCGACUAAAUUUCGAUGAAUCCAAGCUCAGGCCAUACACCACAGUCGAGGACUAUGUGCCUGCCCUUGCUAAAGGCAGCAAAAAUGGCGGAGUUGCUGCUGUCGUCGACGAGACUCCUUAUCUGAAGCUGUUCCUUGCCAAGUAUUGCCAAGGAUUCGCCAUGAUUGGUCCUAUCUACAAAACUGGAGGUUUUGGCUUUGCUUUUCCUAAGGGGUCCCCCUUUCUUGCCGAUCUUUCGCUGGCAGUGCUUAAUGUUACAGAGGGAGACAGAAUGACUGAAUUCGAGAACGCAUGGUUCGGAAACCAGACUUGUCUGGAAAACGAUGCAAAGGUUGCCAGCAAGGUCUUAACCCUCUCUAGCUUUUGGGGACUAUUCGUCGUAACGGGAACAGUUUCAUUUGGUGCAUUCUCUGCCUUCCUCUUGUCCAUCAUCAUUGAUUCCAGAAGACGAAUUCGUAGAGCUGAUGUAACCUGGGAGGCAGAAAUCCGGAAAGGAACAAUGAAUGUCGAAGAAAAUAGCGUAGAUGCCACUAUUUCAUCCGUGAACAUGAAAGGCCAUAGAAUCGAUGAUACAGAAACAAAGAUCAUUAUUCUUGCUGAGACACCACGCAGUAUUGCAACAUACAUUGAAGAAGUUCGGGGUGAAGAUAAGACGUCGGGAAACAAACAGGCCUCUGCGUGCAACUAAAGUUCUUAUCUGAAGUCUGAACCAGCCAGUAGAUUGCGAAGCUUGAUCACUAAGCCAAAUCAAAUCCCUGCUAGUUCGGUCCUGCGCAGGUGGAGGUGCGGCUGCGAGAAGCUAGAUCUAAGUUCGCUUUUUUACUUCGGGUUGCACAUUCUGUUCAUAAAUAGUCAGGUGCAUGUACCAGGUUCGUGUUAGUGCCUACUUUGUAUAAAAUCUGGAUCUAGAUAAGUUCUGAGAAUAACUCUAAAAAUAACCAGUUUAGAUAGCGAUGCUUUGGUAAUACA